GGAGUGUUUAGAUUUGAUCAAUGUCGAUUUGGUUCCAUAGUUAGAUUCGUUGUUCUUAUAUAAAAAAUUUGUUUACCACCUCUCACAUCCCUUUUUUCAAAAGAAAGUUACAGAGAGAAAAUAGGUCUAAAUCUUCCCUAAUCAAAAUCAAGUCAUGAGGAUUUAAUUAAGAAGCUUUUCUACACCAGUGUCUAAAAAAUUCCUUUGCAUGAAGUGAUCUCAGGAAGUUGAAAGAAAAUUUGUUCAUUAUCUUUAGAAGUCCUGUUCUAAACGCACUUCGACCUCGGCUUCCAAACGAUGGAAAUUCGUCAUUUCCGCUGUCUUCGGUGUAAAUUCAAAUGACACUGUGUCAUAUGCAUUAGGGAGCAUUCGCGAGUGUGAAAGUUAUCAAUUACUCUUAAAAAGUACUUUGUUCCAAAAAAGAACAGUAAAUCUAUAAUCUACUUUUUCUAUAAACUGAAAGGAGAAUAAUAUUGAUAUUUACAAUUGUUUCGAAAAAUUUUGAUUCUUUUUAUUUAUUAAUAAACCGAUGUGUUAUUUAACAAAAGUAAAGUGCACCCUGAGGAGAUAAAAAGUAAUUUAAAUGACAGUGUCGUGGACAAGACGUUUUUUAUAUUUCGGGAAAAAGUCUCGACGGACUCGUAGCUUAAAAAUUGAGAUAUUCGUGUGAAUGGUUUUGGAAAAAAAUUAGAGUGUCGAUUUGAAUAUCUCAGGGUAGAAAGCCAUCGACGCGUGUUUGUAUCAAGAGUGUGUCGAGUGUGUGCAGGAGCCAUGUUCUUUUAUGCGAAUUGUUUCAAUUGAGUUUCGUGAGGAAAAUGAUUUAAGUGCGAUGUCACUUGGACAUUCGUAAUGAGUUCACAAGACUUCAGGAAAUCCAGCUUUAGCUGACAACUGGGCGAUGUAAAGAGCCCUUGUUGCAUAGCAAGCAGCAUACGCACAGGAUGACACCAACGGGCGGCCGAUCGCGAACCGGUUCGGUAUCGAAUCCAGUAGCGACCGCAACUGCCCUUAAUACAAUUGAGGACUGCGCCGAGGUAACGCUUUUCGAGGACCCCGCCGAUGCUGGUGGACGGCUACCGGACCUCGUCACCGAGAGCAAUCUCUACGGUGGCAAUGAGAAACCCGAAUCUUAUUUAGCCAUUACCAUUCAAGUUUUCAUCCCUUUUCUCAUAGCUGGACUCGGCAUGGUGGGAGCUGGUCUCGUCCUUGACUUAGUACAACAUUGGGUUGUUUUUGAGAGAGUGAACGAACUGAUGAUACUGGUGCCAGCACUUCUAGGUUUGAAGGGAAAUUUGGAAAUGACUCUCGCUUCAAGGCUCUCUACUCAAGCAAAUCUUGGUCACAUGGAUACUCCUAAGCAGCAGUGGUACAUGAUAGUUGGGAAUCUCGUUUUGAUCCAAUGUCAAGCAAUCGUCGUAGGUUUUCUGGGUUCAGUAGUGGCCAUCGUGAUGGGAGCAAUACGCAACAGUUCAGUUUCAUUAGAUCACGCCUACCUCCUCAUCGCCAGCAGUUUAGUAACAGCGUCGCUAGCAUCCUUCGUCCUUGGACUAAUUACAGCUGGUGUCAUCGUCUUGUCUCGCCAUUGUCACAUAAAUCCGGACAAUGUGGCCACUCCAAUAGCCGCUAGUCUAGGUGAUAUCACCUCUCUUGCCCUGCUUUCCUGGAUCUCAACUAUCCUCUACGAAGCAAUCGAUAAACAGGACUGGUUGGGGCCUCUUAUCAUUGCCUGCUACAUCCUCAUUACUCCACUCUGGGUCUGGAUAGCUAAAAAAAACAAAUACACUAAUGAUGUCCUUUAUACUGGAUGGACACCUGUAAUGGUGGCAAUGCUGAUUAGCAGUUGUGGUGGUUUAAUUUUGGAAUUUAUGGUCUCCCGAUUCGAAAACCUGACCGUUUUUCAACCAGUGAUCAAUGGAGUGGGUGGAAAUUUGGUAGCAGUACAAGCCAGCAGAAUAUCCACAGCCCUUCAUAAAGAAGCCGAGCUAGGAACACUUUUGAUUCCACCAGGGCUGACACAUCCUGUUAUUUUUAUUACGCCCAUUGCAAACUUUUUUGGAAAAGGACCGCAUGCAAGGACAACAAGGGUUCUUAUGUUAAUGGUCAUUCCAGGCCACCUCAUAUUCAUCUAUUUAAUAAAUUACAUGAAAGAUGGCAACACUUCUCUAACUCCUCUCUUCGUUUUUGUUUACUUAUGCGCAGCAGUUUUGCAAGUAGCAGCCCUUUUAUAUAUUGCGUACAUCAUGAUCCAUUGGAUGUGGAAAAGAAAAAUUGAUCCUGACAACUCGGCGAUUCCGUAUUUGACUUCUAUGGGUGACCUUCUGGGAAUCAGUCUGCUUGCAAUUGCCUUCCAAUUUCUUUACCUUGUCGGCGAUCAAGAGUUUGAUGCCUUGCAACCUUAAUCAAUAAAUGCUUCCGGCUUCGGUGGGAAUUCGAACAGGAAGCUUUCUAUUUAUUCUGGAGGAAAAAAGACUGGAAAGGCUUGUAAAGGUUGUAGGCACGUGCGAUAGAGGAAAAACGUUUAUCUGAUUAGAUCAGCAAUUGGUCUUUGCUUCGAUAAGAAAGUCAAGGUAAAAAAAUUCUCAACGAAAUUUUCCAAGAUUCAAGCUAUUCUUAUCGAACGUCCGAGUCUUUUAACCCUAGUCACUCUGAAGAAACCAACACAAAUUCUUACACAUACCUACAAGCAGAAUGAAAAAGAAACUUGAAGAUUUCUCAACUCUUGGUUAUAAAACAUUCUCGUUCAGGUGGAUUUCACUAUACGAGUUCCAAUUUAGGAACACAAUUUUCAAAAUUAAAUUAUUAAAAAAAAACGUAGUUGGACUCAACUAACAAGCCAAAAAUCAUUUAAUAAGUUAGAAAUUAAUUUAAUUAAUUAAUUUUACUUUGAAUUAAUUAUUACGAAGGCCACUUAUGUUUUCGGUGACACAGCGUGACAGAAAUAUAAUAAUAUAAUUAAUUAAGGCGAAGAUAUCUCUGUUCUGGUUGAAAUUUGACGAUUAAUAGAUCAAAUAAAUGUUAAUCAUAUCAAAUCAGAUAAACUAGAGGAUAAACUACAGAAGAGAAAUGAAAACUCGUUACAAAAAAUAGAUUUGAGCCUGUGUGUCUUGGAUUAGUUGCCUUGAUAGAAGAUAAAUAGUAGAAAAAUGGCAGAAGCUGCCCUCUGGCUUAAUUUUAGAAGCUUUAAGAAAUGAAAAAUCGAACGAACUCCAGAGAAUUUUUUCACUGAUUGUAAUGCUGAAUUACAUAUUUUUGAACAGUAUUUAUCCAGUUUCCAAUACUGAAUUUCUGAUGCUUUAUGUCAGAAACAAGUUUUCUAACGGAAAAAAAAACAAAGUGUAAAGUUAAAACGCACAAAGAAUUUAGCCAAUUUUCUUGCUUGAAAAAAAUUAAAUUAGAUAAAAAUAAGAAAUUGACGCACUAUGAGAAAUUAACUGAUUAAUGAUGUUCCCUGAAGCUGUACAGUACUUUUUAAAAACAUGUUGUAAUUUCUGCCCUUGAAAAACUAAACAUCAAAUUUUCUUAUUGGAAUUAAAAAAUGGACACCAUACGUUUUCAAAGAAUGAAGAAUAUAUUAAAACUGAGUUUCGAAAUUAAAAAUUUGCAAUUAGUCCCAACAUUGUGAUAACGCGUCGAAUGGUAGAUAUAAUAAAAUAAAAUUUGUUUCUGAGACCCCUUGGUGUCUGGCAUAAGUUCAUUGCUGAACUUUGUAAUUGCUAUAUCAUUUUUUACAUCAUU
Molecule: messenger RNA, 3735 nt
Organism: Belonocnema kinseyi
Lineage: Eukaryota; Metazoa; Arthropoda; Insecta; Hymenoptera; Cynipidae
Product: solute carrier family 41 member 1-like
Exons: 7
Coding region: 942-2399 (485 amino acids)
Biological process (GO): monoatomic cation transport
Cellular component (GO): plasma membrane
Molecular function (GO): monoatomic cation transmembrane transporter activity
Source: RefSeq, a predicted model, not a curated record